CUUUCAAAUCUCCCAUUCACACAAUACAUUCAUCAAGAUUCGUUCGGUGCACUGAUAAAAAGGUAUAAAUAUGUGGAAACAGUUGAGUGGAAUACAUAGUGAUCUUAUAGAAGAAAUUGGUCAUCAAAACGGCUUUACUAAUUUUGCCAUAGACAUCAAACCGGGAUCGGCAAAAGGUGAUAACUACCUUGGACUUAUAAGAAAAUUAACAAUCAAAAGCCACGAGCGUAAAUUUGAUCUGAUCCUGAAGACACCAGCGAGCUCAAGGAACCAAAAAAAUGCGGUUUCUAUUCAUAAAAUAUUCCUAAGAGAAAUUUAUGUGUAUGAGAAAUUGUUCAAGGAAUUCAAAAAGUUUCAGAACGUAUAUAGGAUAUCCUCACCUUUUCUAGGAUAUCCCAGGUUUUAUGGAAAGUGCGACAGAAUAGGAAACGAAUGUGUGGUGUUAGAAAAUAUCGUAGAAGAUGGUUAUAAAAUGUGGGAUAGAAAAAAACCAAUGAAUGCUGGGCACAUCUCUGCAGUUCUCGUAGAAUAUGCCAAGUUCCAUGCUAUUUCUUUAGCACUGCAAUAUAAGAAUUCAUACUUCUAUGAAGAGCUCACGAAAGAAGUUGAAACUCCUAUAUCUGUGUCAAAUUUAGAGAAUAGAGAGAAAACAGAACAAUUUGUAAAGUCAAUUAUCGAUUGUGGAUGUAAAGCUCUUGCAGAUGAUACUGAGGCUGUGAAGAAACUCAGAAGUUUUGAGAAUCUCAUGCCAAAUUACAUAAUGAAGGAUAUGAGGGAUCCCAAUUUGGCAAUCGUGAUAACUCAUGGUGAUAAUUGGUGUACCAAUUUGAUGUUCAAGUAUGAGAAAACAACCAACACCGAAGUACCUUCAGGAGUUUGUAUUCUAGACUGGCAACUAUCGAAAAAAGAUUCCCCAGCCGCUGACCUCGCGUGUUUCUUUUUGAUGCACAGUCCAAAAGAAAUUCUAUAUGACUACAAAAAAUACCUGAAUCUGUACCACGACACGGUCAGAAAAUAUUUAAGAGAUUUCGCUUGUGACCCGGAAGAAAUAUUUCCUUUCAGCCUCCUGGAGCGCCACUGGAAAGUGUUUGUGAAAUUUGGUUUUUUGUUUUCCAUGUUGGGUAUAAAGGUUAUGUAUCGUGAUUCUGACGAAAUAGUGGAAAUGGAUCAGGAUUAUUUGCAAACAAUUUCUCGUGAUAUUAGAAAGUCAAAGGAAUACAAACAACGGAUCAAGGACCUUCUCGAAUUUAUGACUGAUAAUGGAUUCAUAUAAACACAUUUCUGAGCAACAUUAUGUGGUCAUUAUGUUACUAUAAUCUGAACAAUAACUGUUGAUAUUUGAAAAUAUUGUAUUUUCACGAAGAAUUGCUAUUGAGAAAAAUAAAAUACAACUUUUAAAAUA
Messenger RNA from Leptinotarsa decemlineata (Colorado potato beetle), 1402 nucleotides. RefSeq lists its product as uncharacterized. The record is from RefSeq and is a predicted model, not a curated record. Lineage: Eukaryota; Metazoa; Arthropoda; Insecta; Coleoptera; Chrysomelidae.